CUUCGGCAUAAUUUAGUUGGUCUUUGUCUUUCGCUGUGCUCGUUACGAAUCGUCGCCACCUUCUCUCGUUUUCACAGGACUCACAGGAUUUAGGGCCGUGGCAACAAUAACAAUAACAAAAAGGCACAUCGUCGCGCAAUCAAAUACAACAAUUUUGUAGCAUACUUUUCAGCUACUCUGCUGCAAUACGCAUUACUCGAAUCAAUCAAGUUCAAUUUAGCUCAGCAGCAAGUGGUUGCUCUCCCACUUGCAAUACAAACAAAAAAAUUACAAAAAUCGAAUCCAAUUCGCGGUGCAACAAAUUGAUUUUUUGGGCUGGCGAGAAAAGCGAUAUAAACCGUCCGCGAUAUAAAAUAAAUAAAAUACACCGGCAACAAGCAGAUCGACCACCACACAUAUCCCAGCAAUCUACACUACCAGUUCUUUAGUUGUGUGAAAGAAAGCAGAUCCCACGAUGCUGAUUGGAUUAGUACGCGACUCGGUGAUGCAGUGCUUCUGCCACACGUGCCGGGCACCUGGAAUUUUGCCAGCGGUGUCUAGACGAUCGGCGCCAAUCAAGAAAAAUAAUAAGAUUCGUUCCAAGCAGCCGCGUCUAAGCAAGAAAGUUAAAUUUAUUACCACAGAGAUUCGCUGCCAGGAGAAGUCCCGCGGUGGACUGAGCUAUGAAGUCAUCCUGGCCGAGCCGGCACCCAAUGUGGCCGUUCCAAAACGACCGGUCACCCCCGGCAAGAACGUUAGCGUCGAGGAGAUUGAGCAGAAACUUAAGGCGGCCGAAGAACGUCGCAUUUCUCUAGAAGCCAAGAAGAUGGCUGACAUCUCCACCAAGCUGGCUAAAGUCGAGGAGGCGACUCGCAAAAAGGAUGAGAUCACCAAUGAGUUCAUUACUCAGACCAAGGAGCAGCUGGAGUCGAAAAUGGAGCUGCAUGUGGAGAAGCGAGAGGCCAUCAUCAGUGACAUGAAGGAGAAGCUAAAGAUCCAUGCCCAGGAUAUCGAAAAGACGCGUGAGACUCUUGAGCAGCAGAAGGCCAACGAGCAGAAGGCAAUCGAGGAAAAGUUGAAGAUUGCUCAGUCUCUUCGCGAUGAGAAUAUCAAGAAAAUGUUGGAUCGCCUAAAGGAGCAUAACACAAUCAAAAUUGCCGAAAUCAAAUCGCAGAACGAUCAAUUGGAAUGUCAAAAGCUCGAGGAGAAAGCGCGCAUUUAUGAGAACAAAUUGUUCGCCGCCGAGCAGAAACGCGAAAAGGAAUUGCAAAAAAAAAUUGAAAAAGUUCAAAAACUCGAACGUCGCGCCGAGCUAGUGCGCCAGAACAAGGCCCAGGCCCAGGAUUUGGAUGGUCAGCAGAGCGCCAUUGCCUCCUCGGGCUAAGUGGAGCGAUCCUGCAUCGAGAGCUGUGCUCACCCACUGCAAACAAGGUUACAAGGCGACUACAAAAAGAACAGCAACACUGCAUAAUACACGAACACAUAUUUAAGCAAGAAAACCCUUAAAACUGAAACCAAUUUCUCAAAAUUUCCAAGUAUUAUGAAAGCAAACGAAGCGAAGGGCAAGGGCAAAGUCUCAAGAUACCGCUGAGCGAGUUUUCUCACGAGCUCUAUAAUGAAACACUAACACGAAUAAGCUACGAUAAAGCAAAAAAAAAAGGAAUGCUUACGGCAAAAAACCAUUAGUAAA
Messenger RNA from Drosophila mauritiana, 1669 nucleotides. It is a transcript of the gene stai, whose product is annotated as stathmin. Gene Ontology annotation, cellular component: cytoplasm; neuron projection. The record is from RefSeq and is a predicted model, not a curated record. NCBI's taxonomy places the organism in Eukaryota, Metazoa, Arthropoda, Insecta, Diptera, Drosophilidae. Gene Ontology annotation, molecular function: tubulin binding. The transcript has 7 exons. Gene Ontology annotation, biological process: regulation of microtubule polymerization or depolymerization; neuron projection development; microtubule depolymerization. The coding region runs from base 455 to 1363 and encodes 302 amino acids.